CCCCCGCUGGCGGUGCUGCCCGUGGAGAAGAUGGCGGCGGCGGCGGCAGAGGCAGCGCUGCCACCUGAUCAGGCAGAGCCGGAGGAGGACGAGGAGGAGGAGGAGGAAGAGGACGGGGAUGAGGAGGAAGAGGAGGAGGAGGAGGCCGGAGAGAUGAAUGGAUUGGUUGUCUCUGGAAAAAUGGAUGGCAGCAAGUUAGAUGUGGAAGUGUCUGAGCCAGAAAUCAAAGACAAAGUAGUAGAACAAGAGCCAUUAAGGGAAUCUGACAAUAGCAUUUUGGACGCAUCUUCCGAUUCUCCAAGAGAGAAGCAUAUUUCAAUUCAAAGACAGCUUGCUGAUCUAGAAAAACUAGCUGAUCUGAGUGAGGGUGAGUUUGCUUCAGCUGUAUCCCCGAACACAGAUCUUCAAGUUGGAGGUGUUGGGUUUCAUGUAUUUCUUCUUUCUUUUGCAUUUUUAGCUGGAAAGAAGCCUUGCCCUCUAUGUCCUGAAGACAAAUUUAAAGCUUGCUAUAGCCAUAAGCUCCAUCGCCACCUUCAAAAUUUGCACUGGAAAGUUUCUGUUGAAUUUGAAGGAUACAGAAUGUGCAUCUGUCAUUUACCGUGUCGCCCUGUGAAGCCAAAUCUCAUUGGAGACCAGACCUCUGUGAAGAUGGGAGCCCAUUAUCACUGUAUUAUUUGUUCAGCAACUAUCACACGAAGGACUGACAUGAUAGGGCAUAUUAAGCGUCAUGUGAACAAAGGAGAAACUGAAUCCAGGUACAUUGCAGCCCCUGCUCCUAAGUCUUCUCUUGAAGUGCUGAAAGAAGCAGACACAGAUGUACAAGUUCUUCCUAACUACUCCACACCUCAGAAAACAGAUUCCUAUUUUAAUCCCAAAAUGAAACUUAACAGGCAACUCAUAUUCUGUGCAUUAGCUGUUUUGGCUGAAGAACGGAACCCCUUAGAGUGUUUGGAUGCAUUUGGGGCCACUGGUAUAAUGGGACUGCAGUGGGCAAAACACCUUGGAAAUUCUGUGAAGGUUACAAUUAAUGACUGUAAUGAAAAUUCUGUGACAAUGAUUCAGGAAAACUGCCAUUUAAACAAGAUGAAAGUAGUGAUGAACCCUAAGGAAGAGGAUGACUGUGAUGAAACUAUGGAAGAGGGAGAAGAAAAUAUAGGCACUAUUGAGGUGACAAAAAUGGAUGCCAAUAUCAUAAUGCAUUUACGAUCCUUUGAUUUUAUACAUUUGGACCCAUUUGGAACAUCUGUGAAUUACCUGGAUUCUGCCUUCAGAAAUGUAAGAAAUCUGGGAAUAGUAUCGGUGACUUCCACAGAUAUUAGUUCUCUAUAUGCGAAGGCUCAGCAUGUUGCCCUGCGUCAUUAUGGCUGCAACAUUGUCAGAACAGAGUACUACAAGGAGCUGGCAGCUAGAAUAGUAGUUGCUUCUGUGGCAAGAGCUGCUGCUCGAUGCAACAAAGGCAUUGAAGUUUUGCUUGCAGUAGCCCUAGAACACUUUGUUCUAGUAGUAGUGAGAGUUUUGAGAGGACCAUCACCUGCAGAUGAUUCAGCAAAGAAAAUUCGCUAUCUCAUCCACUGCCAAUGGUGUGAAGAGAGGAUUUUUCAGAAAGAGGGUAAUAUGGUAGAAGAAAACCCUUAUCGGCAGCUACCCUGUGACUGCCAUGGCAGUAUGCCUGGGAAGACGGCAGUAGAGCUGGGUCCUCUGUGGUCAGGGUCCCUCUUUAAUACUGGAUUCCUCAGAAGAAUGCUGUUUGAAGCUGUUCAGCACGGCUUAGAUGAGAUUCAGCCACUUCUAAAAACAUUAAUCUGUGAAGCAGAAUGUACAACUCUAAAACAGUUUUCAAUCCAUGGUCCUACAAGCCAGAACAAGCAAGAAGAGUGUGGUGUAUUUAUUAAAACACCAGAUACUUCAACUGACUACUUUGUGGUACAUGGUAAAAGGAAAAGUAAUGAAAUGAUUCGAAACACAACAAAACGACAAAAGGCUGAGAGCAAUGCUGAACACCCUGCCUUUUAUUAUAACAUCCAUAGGCACAGUAUCAAAGGAAUGAAUAUGCCAAAGUUAAAUAAAUUCUUGCAGUAUCUGUCCCAAGCUGGAUAUCGAGUAAGUCGAACCCAUUUUGAUCCUAUGGGAGUUCGUACAAAUGCACCCUUGGCGCAGUUUAAGUCUAUCCUUGUAAAAUACAGCACUCCCACUUACACUGGAGGACAGGCAGAAGGCCCUGUCCAGUCAACUGAAGGUGCCCAGGCUGGGGACUAUGUCCAAGCUUCAGUAGAUGACAAAUCAGGAAAUACCGAAGUCACAGAUGAUAAAUCAGGAGCUAGCACCUUGUUGACAAAAGAUAACAAUUCCAAUGUUAUUACUGCUGCUGAAAGCAAUUAACUGUAUGUUUUGAAUUCAAAAUUUUAGAGUUUUGCAACAAGGCAGUGGUCUUUUACCAAACAGGACUGGAAGGUUUUGUUUGCCAGGUACUUUAGCGCGUGAACACAUUUUCAAAUUAAGUAGCAACAAUUGGUGAUUGAUCACAGUAAGUGUGGUCAAUUUACAGUUAGUCAGGAAUGAGAUUGGAGGGCUAUUUGCCUUUUUAUAUUCCACUUUCUGUUUUCAAACUGUGGCACUUCAUGACUAACCUCAAAUCUUUUUAAAGCCUUAUUCAAACUCCUAGUACAGUGUUCAGAAGAGAAGGGGCCAAAAGUCUUAAGCAAUUUUGUGAGUGUUGCUAGAAUAAUUUAAGUAUGAAAGGGACAGUCAUUCCUGCAGCUUAACCGGUUAGUUUUACAAGAGGCUGUGUCUUACGAAGGCACCAGAAUGUUGCAGAAUAAAAUGCAGCACUAAUUUUAAUGAGUCAGAAAGUGUUGGUAGACUAAUUUUACUGCUAGAUAGCAAGCUUAAUUUGGCACUCAGAGCCAUCUGUUACUCUUUUUGACUAGAAGCAAAGAGUAAACACAAAUGGAAAGGGGAAAUGAAGCUACAACCUUUUUUACUGUUUGAAAUUUUUAUAUUUAGCUAUAAAGCAAGUUUUCAGUGGACAGAUUUGUCAUUUUAGGCAGCUGUUUUUCUGUUCAGAGAAUCUGGACAAUCACUGGAAACAAGGCACUGAGCAAUGGUCAAUUCAGUAGGAUUUAACAUAUGGGAAUCCUAUAUUCAAAGUGGUACAGUUUAAUUAAGUUAGUACCUCUGUAUAGGUCAGUUCAUUUAUCACAUUCUCUAAAUUAGCUUGCUUGUGAAUUUCGUUUUACAAGACACGAACUUACAGUUUUUUCUCUUCACUGCUAGAAGUAUCUUUUGCUGAAUAUACUGAAAAGACAUUGUGUUUGGUAAAUAGUUGUUUCUGGUUUCCUUAAAUAUAUAGCAUUACUCCAGUCCAACAAACAAAUCUUGAGCUUGAUUUUUUUUUCUUCUUCUUACAACCCUUAAGGCUUCUGUGCUAGUUUCUCUACUGGUUCUGGGAUGUACUUCAUUCUGCUUUUCAAACAGGAUCUUCCCCCAGUGAGGGUAAAUGUUUCAGUUUUAGUGGUGAGUUUUGCAGAUUCUCUCUAGUCCUGUCACAAAGGCACUUCCUUCAGUUCCAUACACCACUGUAUCUAAUGAGUGAGGGAGCAGAAAUAAUUCAUGAAUAAGUAAUAAGUAUGGGGGGAGGGGUGGAAAUAGUGCAUAUUCUUGAUGUACCAUUUAGCAUCCAUGUACUUUGCUAAAGCAGGGACAUCAAGCACACACAGCCAUUCCCUCCAGCCCAGGGUAUUCCUGGCAGACCAGGGAAUUUAGGGGUGGGAGCUGCUCUAGAAUUCUGGAUUAUGGGCCCCUGUUGGGCAUGGUUGCUAGUGGCAGGGGAUGAGCAAGGGCUAGGCUGCCACAGCUCUGCUUGUGCCACUGUCUCCAUCGCUGGUCCCACUACUUCCACAUCUGGAACUGGUCUGAGGAGCUCGACAGUACAGAUCCUGCCCAGGGCAAGUGUGAUUCCCAUGUGCUAAAGAAAACACAAACUAAGAAAAUUCCACAAAUGGUACAGAGAUUCUCAAGUCAGAAUUGGGGGGG
Messenger RNA from Gavialis gangeticus (Gharial), 4032 nucleotides. It is a transcript of the gene TRMT1L, whose product is annotated as tRNA methyltransferase 1 like. Gene Ontology annotation, molecular function: RNA binding. Gene Ontology annotation, cellular component: nucleus. The record is from RefSeq and is a predicted model, not a curated record. NCBI's taxonomy places the organism in Eukaryota, Metazoa, Chordata, Crocodylia, Gavialidae. Gene Ontology annotation, biological process: tRNA N2-guanine methylation.